AUGACAGAUCAAAGCAUAUCGUCGAGAUCGUCCUCAACAAGUCAGACAAUGAAUACAGAGAAACGAAAUAGCAACAAUUCAACACACACCCCUCCCUCACACACAGACGAGAAGCUGCUCAUGGAGGAAAUUGCAGCCAUUCCUGCCCAACAGAUUGAAUCCGUUCACGAAGAAGCGGAUGACAAGAACAAGAAGAAGAAGAAGAAGGAAAAGAAGGAAAAGCAGCCUGCCGUUCCUAUUUACAAACUGUUUAGAUUCGCUACAAAGAUUGAAAUCUUGAUGAUUCUCUGUGCCUGUGUCAUUUCAGCUGGUAUCGGUGCGAUGCAGCCCGUCUCCAUCAUCAUUUUCGGUCAGUUCAUGGGUACCAUUGGUGCUGCAAUGGCCUCUCAAAACUACGAGCAAUUGGCCAGAGACAGUCAUCCCCUCAUUCUUACAUUUGUCUAUAUGGGUACUGGUGUCCUGGUUGGCGCCUACAUCACCAACUGCUUCUGGGUUCUCACUGGUGAAAACCAAGUGCGUCGUAUUCGCUCUCUCUAUGUACAUGCCAUUCUCCGUCAAGAAAUGGGUUGGUUCGAUAAGGCCGAAGAAGGCUCUUUGACCACUCGAUUGGCUACCGAUACCCAAUUGAUCCAAGAUGGUAUCAGUGAGAAAUUCGGUCUCCUCGUCAUGUGCGUUGGUCAAUUUGUCACUGGUUUUGUCGUUGCCUUUGUCAAGGGCUGGAGAUUAGCUGUCGUCAUGCUCGCUACACUUCCUUUGAUGGCUGGUGCUGGUGGUGCCAUGGGUUACUACAUCACAAAGUACACUCUCAAGGCUCAAGAUUCCUAUGCCGAUGCUGGUUCCGUUGCUGAACAAGUAUUUGCUGGUAUCCGUACUGUCUACUCUUUCUCUCUCCAAAAGAGAUUUGGUGAUCUCUAUGAAUCCAGACUUGACAAGGCCAUGAAGACUGGUAUCAAGCGUGGCCAAAUCCUUGGUUUCGGCUUCGGUUCCUUCAUGUUCAUCUUGUUUGCCACCUAUGGUCUCUCCUUCUGGUAUGGUUCCAAGCUGACUCGUGAUGGACUUAUGGCUGGUGAAGAUGUCCUCGUUGUCUUUUUCGCUAUGAUUAUGGGUGCCAUUGCUCUCUUGCAAUUGCCUCCCAACUUGUCUGCCGUCUCCAGUGCUUGUGGUGCUGCCUACAAGAUUUACAGCACUGUGGAUCGUGUUCCCUCUAUUGAUGUUGAUACUCAAGGUGGCCUUACUCCCCAAAAGUUUGUUGGUGAAAUUGAAUUUAAAGAUGUCAAGUUCAGCUACCCUACUCGUCCUGAUAUUACCAUUUUGAAGAAGCUCAAUCUCAAGAUCAAGCCAGGUAUGACCGUCGCAUUUGUGGGACCAUCAGGUUCUGGUAAAUCCACCAGUGUUCAACUUUUGCAGCGUUUCUAUGAUCCCAUCGAAGGCUCGGUCAUUGUUGAUGGCAAGGAUCUCAAGGAAUACAAUGUUGCAUGGCUUCGUAGUCAAAUUGGUGUUGUGAGUCAAGAACCUGUCCUUUUCAACAUGACCAUCAAGCAAAACUUGCUAAUGGGCGUCACUGAAGAAAUCACCAACGAUGAUAUUGUCGCUGCCUGUAAGAAAUCCAACUGUCAUUCCUUCAUCUCUGAGCUUCCUGAUGGCUAUGAAACCCUCGUUGGUGAGCACGGUGGUAUGUUGUCUGGUGGUCAAAAGCAAAGAAUCGCUAUUGCCCGUGCUAUUCUCAAAAACCCUUCUAUUCUCUUGUUGGAUGAGGCCACUUCUGCUUUAGAUACCCAAUCAGAACGUUUGGUCCAAACUGCAUUGGAUGCUGCUGCUGCUGAUCGUACUACCAUUGUCAUUGCCCAUCGUCUCUCUACCAUUAGAAAUGCUGAUCUUAUCGUCGUUAUGCAAGCUGGUGACUUGAUUGAACAAGGCAACCACAAUGAUCUCUUGGAAUUGAACGGUGUUUAUGCUGAUUUGGUCAGAAAGCAAGAGAUUGCUACCAAGCAAGUGGGUGAUGCUGUUGAAGAAGCUGAUUCUGAAGAAUUAUUGAAGCGCGAACAAUUGGAACUUCUUGCCGAGAAGCAACGUGCUGAGGAUGCCUUGGUCAAUGAAAAGGAUACCACUGUCAACUUGUUCAAGACCACCAGUCGUGCCUCUGUGGAUGCUUAUGAACUCAAGCUUCGCAAGGAAAGAGAUGAACGUAAGGUUGCCAUGAAGCAAAAGGUGCCUCUUGACAAGGUUUUGAAGCAAAUGCGUCCUGAAUGGCCCUUGUUGGCUGUUGGUAUUGCUGGUGCUGCUAUUGCUGGUGCUGUCUUCCCUUGUUUCGCUCUCAUUUUCGCUCAAGUUAUCUCUCAACUCGUCAAUCCCAAUUUGGCUCCUCCUGGCCCUAUGGAUGGUACUAAUCUCUAUUCUUUCUUGUUUGUUAUUAUCGGUGUUGCUGCCUUUAUUGGAUUUGCUACUCAAGUCAUCUCGUUUGAAGUUGCUGGUGAACGUUAUACUAAGCGUCUCCGUGCUGAUAUCUUCCGUGCCUUCAUGCGUCAAGAAGUCGGCUACUUUGAUGAAGACGAUAACUCUCUCGGUGCUCUUACCUCUAAGCUUGCCAUUGACUCAAAGAAUGUCAAUGAAUUAGUUACAAAAGUAUGGGGUGAUGUGACCCAAAUCAUCGUUACUUUGAUCACUGGUUUAGCCAUUGCUUUCUCUCAAAGUUGGAUGUUGACAUUGAUCAUUCUCUGUAUGGCUCCUUUCAUUGCAUUUGCCACCUUUUACGAGUCCAAGAUCCACCGUGGUUUCGAAGAUAGCACCAAGAAAGCCAAUGAGCAAAGCGGUGAAGUUGCUGGUGAAGCCAUCAAGGAAAUCCGUACUGUUGCUGGUCUCAACAAGCAAGAACAUUUUGAAAACAAGUACUACAAGGCUACUGAUCGCCCUCAUAAACUUGCUCAACGUAAGGCUUAUAUGUCUUCUAUUGGUUAUGCUCUUCAACAAGGUAUCACUCUUUAUACCAACGCUGUUGCCUUUUAUGCCGGUGUCCAACUCAUGUGGCAUCAUCAACUUCCCUUUGACAAGAUGUUUACCUGUAUGAUGUCCAUCAUGAUUACCGCUCAAGGUGUUGGUCGUGCCUCAGUCUUCACUACUACUUAUGCCAAGGCCAAGUACUCCUCUAUCGCUGCUUUCGAAGUCCUCGAACGUCAACCUGCCAUUGAUCCUGAGCUCGAAGGCAUUGAACCUACUCGUGCUCAAAUCAAGGGUGAUAUUGAUUUCGAGGAUAUCACUUUCCGUUAUCCUGCUCGUCCCGAUGUCAGCAUCUUCAAUGGUGAAUUCAACCUUCAUGGUAAGGCGGGUCAAACUAUCGCUUUGGUCGGCCCCAGUGGUUGUGGUAAAUCUACCACUAUUGGUAUGCUCCAACGAUGGUAUGAUCCUGCUACUGGUUCUGUUCGCUUGGAUGAUAACAACGUCAAAAACUACUCUCUUGGUAACCUUCGUAGCCACAUGGCUUUGGUAUCUCAAGAGCCCACUUUGUUUGAUAUGACUAUUGGUGAAAAUAUCCGUUUUGGUGUUGAUGAUGAGAAAACAGUUACUCAAGAAGAAGUUGAAGCUGCUUGUAGAUCUGCCAACAUUCACAACUUUAUUUCCUCUUUACCCAACGGCUAUGAUACCAGAGUAGGUGAUAAAGCCAGUCAGCUCUCAGGUGGUCAAAAACAAAGAGUCGCCAUCGCUCGUGCACUUAUUCGCAAACCCAAGGUGCUUUUGUUAGACGAAGCUACAUCGGCUUUAGAUAGUGAAAGUGAAAAACUUGUGCAACAUGCUAUUGAUAACAUUCUUGAAGAAGGUGGCCGUACUACAAUUACCAUUGCUCAUCGUCUCUCCACCAUUCAAGGUGCUGAUCUCAUCUGUGUCGUGAAGGGCGGUCGUGUCAUUGAACAAGGUACUCAUUGGGAGCUCUUAGAGAUGAAAGGCGUCUACUACGACUUGGUGCGCCAACAAUCACUCAACGCUCAUUAA
Messenger RNA from Mucor velutinosus, 3984 nucleotides. RefSeq lists its product as uncharacterized. The record is from RefSeq and is a predicted model, not a curated record. Gene Ontology annotation, molecular function: ATP hydrolysis activity; ATP binding; ABC-type oligopeptide transporter activity. Gene Ontology annotation, cellular component: membrane. Lineage: Eukaryota; Fungi; Mucoromycota; Mucoromycetes; Mucorales; Mucoraceae. The transcript is spliced from 6 exons. The coding region runs from base 1 to 3984 and encodes 1327 amino acids. Gene Ontology annotation, biological process: transmembrane transport.